This is a messenger RNA of Arctia plantaginis, 969 nucleotides long. Lineage: Eukaryota; Metazoa; Arthropoda; Insecta; Lepidoptera; Erebidae. The record is from the annotation of a GenBank genome assembly.
AUGAGUUCACGUAAUUUGAAGGAAUUGUCUCAAAGUGAAACUUCUAUUCUUGUUACAUUAAUAAACGGUUUGAAUCAAAAUAUAGGACUGCCAUCCUAUACAUGUACAUCCAAGCACAAAGUGUACUGGUUCUUCAGAGUUGCAGCGAUAUGUUUUAUAAUGACUUUCAUUUUACAAGGAAUCGCUCUUUUUAAAGCCAAAGAUGAUCCAAAAAGGCUCUUUGAAUGUUUCAGCAUCCUCGCCUUUACUACCAUGGGAAUUUUUAAGCUCGGCUCGUUGCAAUACAAUCACAAUCGUUGGGGAUAUAUCUUGAAGCAAAUUUGUCAGUUAGAAUUUGAACAGCUAAAUAAACCCAUUACUUCAGAUGCGGACUACCAGUCCGAUGACGAAGAAAAUAUACAUUUUUCUGAAUACGUAAAUAGUUACACAAGUAUUUUCAAAACAACUUUCAGCAGAUUGCGUAAAAUGUAUUACUUUACUUUACUCAUCUUUAUAUUGUCACCAUUUCUGGAACCUUUAUAUUGUAAAGUUCGUGGUUUAGAAUAUUCAGGUUCACUAACAGAGCUUGACAAGUUGCUUAAAAAUAUAUUUGGAGUGUACGUCUUAGUCACUACACUAACACUUUGCUUCGUGGCACUACAACUAAAUUCUAAAGAUAUGAGUAUAAUGCAAUUGGCGUCGUUAUUCCAAUACAUGUGCGGUACUCUUACGCAACUGUUCCUGUUUUGUUGCUACGGAGAUGCAGUGUUUAACGGGAGUUCCGUCGGCAUGGGCCAGGGUCCUUUUGGCGCAGCGCACUGGUGCCUCAGUCCCAGCAUUCGCCGUGACCUCUGCAUACUUGGUGCAGGAAUGAUGCGAAUACGACAGCUUCGGGCAGGACCUUUUAAUUUUCUUGAUCUCCCAUUAUUCGUUCAGAUAGUCCGCACCGCGUACAGUUGCUAUGCUGUACUGGGAAAGAAAAAUGUGUAA